This is a messenger RNA of Neoarius graeffei (lesser salmon catfish), 2740 nucleotides long. It is a transcript of the gene golga5, whose product is annotated as golgin A5. The coding region runs from base 160 to 2391 and encodes 743 amino acids. The record is from RefSeq and is a predicted model, not a curated record. The transcript is spliced from 13 exons. Gene Ontology annotation, cellular component: Golgi membrane; Golgi cisterna. Lineage: Eukaryota; Metazoa; Chordata; Actinopteri; Siluriformes; Ariidae. Gene Ontology annotation, biological process: retrograde transport, vesicle recycling within Golgi; Golgi organization.
CCACGUCAAGUCGGAUUUUCGAUGAUGAUGGCAGCAGCUGUGCGGGAAAGAAACGAGUUUUAACAGCGAGUGAACUGGAAAUGAUUUAACCUCCGGAAGAUGCCGGGUGGAGUUUUGCGUCCUGCACUUUGAUACAGAGAAGGUCUGUCUGAUCCCAGGAUGUCUUGGUUGGUUGACUUAGCCGGCCGAGCCGAGGAUUUUCUGAACAAAGUGGAUCAGGGAGCUGCCAGUGCUCUGACCAAACACUCGAGCCACAGUUCCUCCUCGGCGUCAUUCGAGCCUCCGGAGCCUGAUUUAACUCCGAACAGCGCUCCGUACGAGUCCCGUCACGAGACGCACGGCUUCGUCUCUGCUGCUGCCGAGAACAUUAAGAAAUCCAAAGCCACCGUGUUAGCAGGCACAGCGAAUGUGUCCAGUACAACUCCUCUGGGUUCAGUUGUUGGCAGCGGCGGUGCGGUCAAAGCUUCAUCCAGCUUCGUGAGGCCCAGACGACCUGAAGUGGACGAUGAGCUGCUGUUCAACUUCCUGAACAGCUCUGACCCACCACAGAGCGACAGGAAGGAGGUGAGGAGAGACCCAGUGGUCCGGACGAACGGCGAGGCUGAAGGAUCGGCUCAGGGGCAGGCGAGGGUCGCAUCUGCCCCAGCUACUCCUGCUUCGACACAGGCUCUGUCUCGAAACUCCAGCCUCAGCUCCCUCGCCGCGAGCACACACAGCGCCAAGACCGAGAACGAGUCCACUCGAGAUGGAAGCCAAGGUGAUGCCACGGAGAGCUCAGAUUCAGGCCUGGCGGUAGCAGCAACACCAAAUGUUCCAGCUGUGGUGGAGUCGAGCUCAGCUCAGGAGGAGCAGCUCAGUCAGGUGGUGUCUGGUCUACGUUUGGAGAACCAGCUCCUGCGCAGUGAAGUGUCCUCACUCAACCAGGAGAUGGCGUCACUUGUCCAGAGAGCCAAGGACACGCAGGACGAGCUGAACCAGGCCCGAUCUCGUGCCGAGAAGUGGAACGCGGAACAGAGUCGCUCGGACCGCGUGGUCAGGGAGUUCAGGGCGCAGGUUGAUGACCUCACACAGGCUCUGACAGCCAAGGACGCUCAGCUGGCCGUGCUCAGGGUGCGACUGGACGAGGCGGAUCAGUUACUGAAGGCCAGAAGCUCGGCCCUGGAGGAGGUUCAGAGCGAGAGGACCAGGAUCAUGCAGGACCACAGCGAGGGGAACAGUCUCCACUCUCAGGCUCUACAGACGCUGCAGGAGCGACUCCGAGAGGCCGAGACGGCUCUGAACAGAGAGCAGGACAGCUACAGACAGAUGCAGAGUGAGUUUGCGGCACGGCUGGCGAGGACCGAGGCGGAGCGGCAGACGUUGGCUGAGUCGUUGACGGGCGCCGAGCGAAGAGCGAUGGAAGAGAGACAGAGAGCCGAGGAGCUCCAGCAGCAGGCCAAAGCCGCCCGAGCUGCAGCCGAUUACGCCAAACAGGAGCUGCACGACUACAAAAAUAAAGCCUCACGCAUCCUCCAGUCCAAAGAGAAGCUGAUUAGCAGUUUGAAGGAGGGCUCGGCUUUGGAGGUGCUGGACGCCGGAGGAACAGCCGAAGUCGAACUGGAGGAGUUACGGCACGAGAAGGAGCUCCAGAAGGAGGAGAUCCAGAAACUCCAGGCUCAGAUGCAGAGCCUUCGUUCAGAAAUACAGGAGCUGGAGAACCAGGCUGUGGUGGAUGCAGAGAGCUGGAGAGAGCAGCAGCUGGAGCUCCAGGAGCAAAACUCUCAACAGAGCCGACAGAAACAAGAGAUGGAGGCUGAACUGGAGCGUUGCAAACAGGAGCUGCAUUACGUGGAGGAUGAACACCAUCGCACGAAAAGCACCCUGCAGAGUCGCAUCAAAGACAGAGAGGAUGAGAUCCAGAAACUCAGGAACCAGCUGACCAAUAAGGCUCUGAGCAAUAGCAGCCAAGCAGAGCUCGAAGGCCGUCUGCAUCAGCUCACUGAGACUCUGAUCCAGAAACAGACCAUGCUGGAGGCUCUGGGCACGGAGAAGAGUUCACUGGUUUUCCAGCUGGAGCGGCUUGAGCAGCAGCUGAAGAGCAUGCAGGGAGGCCAGAGCGGCGGCUCACACAUCAACAUGGCUGCUGUGGAUGGAGGAGGGGCGAGGCAGAGAAACACACCGGUGCUGUUCAGCGAUCAGGACGGCUCAGAGACAGGUGUGUACGGAAAAGUGCGCAAAGCAGCCAGCACCAUAGAUCGCUUCAGCAUCCGCUUAGGGAUCUUUCUCAGACGUUACCCCAUGGCCAGAGUCUUUGUAAUCAUUUAUAUGGCACUACUGCACCUCUGGGUGAUGAUCGUCCUGCUGACGUACACACCCGAGAUGCACCCACAGUCUCCUCCCGAUGGCAGAUAGAAGACUUUAUUCUGUAUAUGAACUCUGAUUCUCUACAUGUAUAGAAAUUAAGCUAUAUUAUGUGUCACGAGCUGCACAGCAGCAAACGUGCAUUCUGUUUGAACAUUUCAUUUCCUUUUUUUCCUCUCUCAUGCCUUCACUUUUUUGGGGGGUUUGUUUUAUUUUGAAACGAAUCAUCUUCAGAAAAUCAGAAUUGAGUGCGAUAUUUAAAGACAGGAUUCUAUUUAAUUUCUCAUGGAAAAUUUGCAUUUGGUUUUUACUCAUGGCUACGUUUGGAACAACUUGUCUGUAAUUCUUCACUUUGAUUUCUUUUAAUAGGACAUUAAAACAUGAAAAAUGUCAAAGCUGU